Paramuricea clavata is the source of this 4865-nucleotide messenger RNA. Lineage: Eukaryota; Metazoa; Cnidaria; Anthozoa; Malacalcyonacea; Plexauridae. The record is from the annotation of a GenBank genome assembly.
GUCGCACUAACUUUAUUAUUGUACAUUUCUAUUCGAACAGGCUGGCGUCCCCGGCGUACCAUUAAGUUCUGCAGUUGGGGAGCACAAGAACCAGGUAUGAUUGGCUCUAACGAAUGGGUGGAGGAACACGAACGAGCUUUGUCAACCAAAGGCAUCACUUACAUCAACAUUGAUGUUUCAGUUGCCGGUACUUACGUGCUAAUUUUGCAAGGAUCUCCCCUGUUCGAGACCGUCAUUACAGAAACUGUUAAAAAUAUUGAAGAUCCACAUCUCAAUAAAAGCGAUGGAAAACGACAGACAGUGUACGAAAGAUUGGUAGAAGUCUCUAAUUCUAGUGAUGGUAGAAUUCCAUUUGGGAGUCUCGGGCUUGUCCGGUCUGAUUAUGCUAGUUUUUAUCAAUUUGUGGGUACUAAGAACUUUUUGUUUACAUAAUGUAUUUUGUAGAUUAUUGACAGUGUUUAUACUAAGGGGUGGACCAUUAGAUUUCCGGGAAGGGGGGGGGGAGUGGUGGCCAGUGGCGGAAAUUCACUUAGCCCGGUGAGGGGGGGGGGGCGAAGCCUUCUAAAUUUCCGACAAAACUUUCAAAUUUCCGACAAACCUAUAAAAGGGCUAUACAAAUUUGACCUAUAAAAGGGCUAAAAACAGCCUUUACGAGUGCAAAUGGGGGGCAUUUGCACUCGAAAAGGCUGUUUUUAGCCCUUUUAUAGGUCAAAACUUUCACUGGGGUGGCAGAUCCAAAAAAAAUUCAUGCAAGGAGUUGGACUAGAAAAAAAUUCCUGCAAGCACUUGGGAAAAGAAAAAAAAUUCGUGCAGUAUGGCUCAUUUUGAGAUAUUAGUUAUAACUUUACUUGUGCUACAUUUAAUAACGUCAAUAAAAUUAUAGAUUGAAAACGAGUUGAUAUAUAGAGCAUAUCAGACCCGUAACUAGUUAUGAGUCAACCGCGUCAGUUGACUCGGCAACAUUUUUUGCGAAAAAUACAAAACUGAAACAGGAAGACUUCAAGUUUAGAGAAAACAGAUCCUGAAUGAAAUUUAUUCAAUUUCUGACAGGGAUGGAUUCAGCAUGUUCUGGUAGGGGGAUGCUCUGCCAGCUCUGGUGCCGAGUUGUAUCGGUCAUGUGCGCCGCCCAGCCAUCAACUUGCUUGACUACUGCAAAGUCUUGCUUGACUACAGUAUUUAAAUAAUAUUGUAAUUGUUGUUCACAGUUCGCUUUGUUGUUAUUACUCAAAUUACUGUAUCUCAUUUUGUCACACACACCCGUACUCGAGUAAAUCUAUUCCUGAUUCCUGAGGUAGGGUACAAGUACGAAUUGGUGUCCCAAAUAUUACCAAAAACACGUUUUUAAUAUGCAUGCACCUGAUCAUGUUGGACCAAGAGUACUUGAAGGCUUAUGAUUGGAUACUUGUAUAGUACAAUGCGAGACACACAAUGAAAUUAUAGUCCGAUUGUGUCACUGCUUCUCAUUUCUGAUUUUUUGUUAAAAUUGCUCCCAGAAUGCAGGAAAUAGCGUUUCUAAGCCUUAGAAAAUCAAACAUUUUCUGGGGGAGCAUGCCCCGACGACUCGACUCGGUAAAUCUAAAAUCCUAGUUACGAGCCUGCAUUUGUGUACACUAUCAUUAAUAUUAAACAAACUAAUACAGUAAUAGGGGGUGCGCCAGAAGUUUUUUUUUCAAAUAUGAGAUUGAAUGAAAAAAUAAUACAUUCACUAUUCUGGAAUUUACUAAUUUCCACACAAGAAAUUGCGAAAGAAUGUUCAAGUGUUUCUUCUAUUUAUGCUUUGCACCUUCUAUGAAACUGACACCUUCUAUAAUAUGUAUUUUUGGUAAUAUAUUAAAUUUUCAUAUGAUUGCUCAAUACGGAAAAUUCGUGCCAAUAUAGUUGCUUGGCUACAUUGCCGCCAUUUUUCUCUAUCGGUAGACAGGGAAAAAGGUAGGUAUAAAGCCUUUCAAAAAACAUUCCUGCACAGCUUCUACUCCGAAAAAAAAAUUCCGACAAAGCUUCGAACUCAAAAUAAAAAUUCUUGCAGGGAAAACUUCCCCCUCCCCCCCUCCCAGGAUAUCUAAUGGUCCACCCCUAAGGAUAGUUAGUAUAUACCCGAUAUAGGAUAUAGAUAGUUACCCGAUUCCUAUACCCACAAAUGAGAAGGCACAGGCGCACAGCUUUGCAUGCCUGCCUAAGUCAGCUAUAGAUUUCGCUUAUUUUCCAACACUAUUAAUUUAACAAGGGUCUGCUGUAAUAAAUGUUGAAUUAAAUCUAUUAAUCUAAUAAGGUGCAUUUAAGAGGGCAAUAUUUUUCAAUGUUGCGUAUUUGCAAUGAGAAUGAUCAAAAGCUAAAAUCUCUUUGGCCUUCCUCUCAAAAUUACUUUGUUUAAUUAGCUUUAUUUUGCAGUUUACACAGUUAGCAACAUUUUAAAUGUAUCUGGAGAUUAAGAAACACAAAUAUUAGUUAAAUAUUGUCAAUUUAUCAAUAAAUUAUCAUUGAUGCUGUAAAACUGACGCCAUAUUUAUAUACAGCAAAAUAAGCAAAACUUACUGGACAUUAUCUUUGGCUUAUACUACCUAAAAUCCAUUCAUUUUAGCACAUUUUAGAGAUAAAGAACUAAAUAUACUUUUUAAAUUUGUUUGCCGCUUGAGAAACGUAUCAAAUAUUAAAAAAUGAAAUAGUCAUAAACAAGUGGAAAAUAAUAUUUACUACAUAUAUUUGUUAUGUAUAUUCCCCUCUAAUAGAACGGUACAUGUAUUACAAAAUUCUGGCUUUAACUGGAUCUUGUUCAAUACGCCGGUGCAUUUAUUAGAGAGCGAGCAUUUGUUGGACCAUUAAUAUGAGUAAAAAUUUCAACCCACGGUAGAAAUGCAAUGCAUGGAUCGUUUUAAUUUAUUCUGGUCAGCAAGAUGAUCAAAAUUUAUAUUCUUUUUAUAGGCGUGCCAUCGUUAGAUAUGUACUACCUCGGUGAGGGCAUCUAUCCAGUUUACCAUAGUGUUCACGACACGUACAAAUGGCUUCAAGGUUUGGUAGACACAGACUUCUCAUAUCAUCUUACGACCACGCAAGUAGCAGCAAGAGCACUGAUGUCGACCGUUGACAGCAUCGUACUGCCACUUGAUGUCCGCCAAUACGCUAAAUCCUUGCGAAAAUCUUUCAAGAAUUUGAAUGAUACAUAUGGCAUGGAACUACGCCAGAAUAACAUCACCUUACAUUACAUCGAUACGGCAAUUAUCAGGUGAGACCAUUGUAUAUUUUUCCUUGACGAUUUUUCCUUGUUAUUGCUGCAUAUCUUCUGCCUCGUACCCAGGCGCUAUGUAUUGUUCUAUUGUUCGCGAAAACGCAAGCCAGACAAAACGCUAAGGGCCACCAAGACGUUAAUUUUCCACACUUGAGAAAAAUCGUCCGACCAGUCAAAAUACACCAAGAGCCCGAGAGGAUAAUUUUCACACGUGAAAAAUAUCAUCCGCCUUGAGGAUACGAUUUUUAUUUCGCAUACUAUAUUACUAUAUACAGGGAAAUAUCUACAGUUAUGUACUAUUUAAAAAAACGAGCAGGAGUGUUUCAUUAGGUUUAAAGCCAAGAGCGCGCAGCGCGAGUGGCUUUAGACCUAAUAAAACACGACCUGCGAGUUUUUUAAAUGGUUUCAAAAACGUUUGCAUAAUAAGUCAAAUCUUUAUAUAAAAAUCUUUAUAUAAAAAUCUUUAUAUAAAAAUUUUUAUAUAAAAAUCUUUAUAUAGUUUGCAUAACAAUGAUCUUUUGUUAAAGUGUUCUUUAGCUGGUAUAAAGACGUAUGCACGUGACUAAUUUCUUACUCAAGAUUGGAUAAUUGCUUCAUGAAUUAUUAAUGAGUUUUUGAAAUAAUUUUCAUUGCUAAUUAAUGCGUUUGCCUAAUUUGCUCCCCAUGCUUAUGUCAGUAAUAUAUACAUACCUGAUUUUAUAUACUUGAUUUAUAAUAUAUAUAUACCUGAACUUAAAUAUAUACCUGAACUUAUAUUAUAUAUACCUGAACUUAAAUACUUAAACUAAAGCAAAUUGUCUGAAAUUGUGUACAUUAAUUAAAGACCCAACAAAGUUUCCAUCCAUUAACUCAAUUCAAAAUACGAUUAAAGCUUUUAAAUUUGGUGCGCAAUCCAUUCUUAGUUUGUCGGAACCCCCCCGAUUUUACAAAAUUUGAGUUUUGAGUGUUUUUCAUUAUUCUACAUUAUAAGUACCUUAAAGAAACUAUAUAGAGAGAGAGAGUAUAUAUAUAUAUAUAUAUAUAUAUAUAUAUAUAUAUAUAUAUAUAUAUAUAACUAGAUAAUAAUGGCUGUUUUGCGAAUUUGAGAGCAAUCUCAAAUCUGUUCAGUUUUUUUGAUACACCCUUUCUAUGUUAACCAAAUAAUUAUAUUUCCCAAACAUUGUUUUAACGUAAACUUAAACUAGGCCAGCUGACUGAACGCUGGCUCGCUUUAAGUGGUAGUUAUCAUUUUCUUUUUUGCAUUUUUGUGCAGAAUCUUUUUAACAAUAUCAAACAAAUCAAUUUGUUUUCUUCAUGCAUUUGCAGGUUCAAUAACGCAUCUGUGAAAUUCCAUGAAGAGGUAAGAAAAGCCAUCAAAAGUAAGAACGAGAUUGAACACCGUGAUCUAAAUGACAGGAUGGUGAACGUAGAAAAAUCCUUCAUUUAUAGUCUUGGUCUUCCAAAUCAAAAGUUCAACCGUCACGUUAUUUUUGCGCCAGCUUUCAACAACAAUUAUGCCAGUACCCAUUUCCCUGGGAUCUUUGAUCUCAUGUUUCCGAGCAAUAAGACUGAGGAAGACUGGGGGGAAAUACGAAGACACAUUUCCAUUGUAUUCAAAUCAAUUAUGUCCGCAGCCGAGACGCUAAAUGAAGACGCAAAGUAA